ACUUUUUUCUGAUUACAACUCCUCUGAAACCUUCACGUUUUACUUCCUGUCGGCGGAGGGAUGUUCCUAGGAAGGAGGUUACAGCCCAGCUGAACAUUUUCACCUUAGAUAGUUCAUGAGUCUGGCUGAUAACUUCUGGAAGAGUUUGUGAAUGGGGAGCAUUUAGGGAGACUUUUACGCAUCGAGUCGAGUGACGCUCGGUGAGAUAUUUGACAAGAAAACCAUUUUCUUUGCAAGUGUCAAAACCUUAUCCUUGUUUUCUUUAUUUUAUUCAAUGGGAAGGGAGCGUUUUAAGGAGAGUCCGAUUGGCCGAGUCUCCUCAGAGAAACUUUGGUAAACUUCUGAAACAGCGAACUUAGUUUGAUUUCGUUUUUCAUCACCUUUUUAAACCUUCAGUCGAACGGCCUGACUUGACCUUUUUCGGGAUUCUUACUUCCACAACGUCUUAUCCCACCACUGUGGAUUUUCAGUUAACUUAGGUUUGGAAGUUUUUCAGUGGAUAUCAUGCCUCCGACCGGGCCGGAGAAGCUGGCUGCGCUCUGCCGGGUUUGGGCUCUGGGUUUCGCGUUGCUGUUGUACUUUGCUUCAGUGAAUGGAUGCCCACACAAGUGCAGCUGCUCCGGUUCGCAUGUGGACUGCCAGGGUCUGGGUUUAAAGAGUGUACCUAAAGGAAUACCGAGGAACUCUGAAAAGUUGGAUUUGAACAAAAACAACAUCACCAGAAUCACUAAAGUGGACUUUUCUGGGCUCAAGAACCUCAGGAUUCUUCACCUGGAGGACAACCAAAUCAGCGUUAUUGAGAGAGGAGCCUUCCAAGACCUCAGACUGCUAGAAAGACUUCGCCUGAACAGAAACAAACUCCAGUUUCUCCCAGAACUUCUCUUCCAGUCCAACCCCAAACUAGGACGACUAGACCUCAGUGAGAACCAGAUUCAGGCAGUUCCGAGGAAAGCUUUCAGAGGAAUCACCAGUGUCAAGAACCUGCAACUGGACAGCAACCACAUCAGCUGCAUCGAAGAUGGAGCUUUCCGAGCGCUACGCGAUCUGGAGAUUCUCACCCUCAACAACAACAACAUCACCCUCAUCCCCCUGUCCAGCUUCAACCACAUGCCCAAACUGCGGACACUGCGUUUGCACUCCAACAACCUCCACUGUGACUGUCACCUGUCCUGGCUUUCUGACUGGCUCAGAGCCAGGCGGGGCUUGGCUCCCUUCACCCAGUGCAUGGCCCCCGCCCACAUGAGGGGUCUCAAUGUCCCAGACGUGCAGAAGAAGGAUUUUGUCUGCAAUGGUCCAGCACAGACAGAGUCGAGGACAUGCGUUCCUCAGGUGGCCAUUUGCCCACCAAGCUGCAGCUGUAACAACAACAUAGUAGACUGCCGUCGUAAAGGUCUCACUGAAAUACCUGGCAACCUCCCCGAAGGGAUCAUGGAGAUUCGCUUGGAGCAGAACCUGAUUAAAAGUGUCCCCGCAGGAGCCUUUACUGCCUAUAAGAAGCUCAAGAGGAUUGACUUGAGUAAGAACCAGAUUUCUGACAUUGCCGCAGAUGCUUUCAGCGGCCUUCGAUCACUCACCUCACUGGUGCUGUACGGCAACAAGAUCACUGAGUUGCCUAAGGGACUGUUUGAUGGACUGAUUUCCCUGCAGCUACUGCUGCUCAAUGCCAACAAAAUUAACUGUUUGAGAGUCAACACCUUCCAAGAUCUACAAAAUCUCAACCUGCUUUCACUUUACGACAACAAGCUACAAACCAUCAGCAAAGGGCUGUUCACCCCUCUGCGUUCAAUCAAGACGCUUCAUCUGGCCCAGAAUCCCUUUAUGUGUGACUGUCACCUGAAGUGGCUGGCUGACUACCUGUUUGACAACCCCAUUGAGACCAGUGGAGCACGCUGCAGCCAUCCCAGACGGCUUGCUAACAAACGAAUCAGCCAGGUUAAAGGCAAGAAGUUCAGGUGCACAGGUCAGGAAGAUUAUCGUAGCCGACUAAGUGGGGAGUGUUUUCAAGACCUGGUGUGUCCAGAGAAAUGUCGCUGCGAAGGCACUGUGGUCGAUUGUUCCAAUCUCAAACUUGCUCGUAUACCCCCACACAUCCCCGAACACACCACAGACCUNNNGCUAAACGACAAUGAGAUUGCCGUCCUGGAUUCUGCAGGGAUAUUCAAGAAGCUGCCUAACUUGAGGAAGAUCAACCUGAGCAACAACAAGCUGAGAGACAUUCGUGAGGGCGCAUUUGAUGGAGCAGGUGGAGUUUUGGAGCUACUGCUAACAGGAAACAAGCUAACUGGAUUGCAGGGACGCAUGUUUAGAGGCCUCACUAGCCUUAAAACUCUAAUGCUGCGGAGCAACCAGAUCAGUUGUAUAGACAACAGUACAUUUACGGGAUUGAGCUCGGUGCGUCUGCUGUCGCUGUACGACAACAGGAUCUCCAGCAUCGCCCCGGGAGCUUUCUCAACCCUGCACUCCCUGUCCACCAUUAACCUCCUCUCCAACCCAUAUGUGUGUGAUUGUCACUUGGCCUGGCUGGGUCAGUGGCUGAAGAAGACCAGGGUGGUCAGCGGAAACCCUCGCUGUCAGAAGCCAGCCUUCCUGAAGGAAAUCCCCAUCCAGGACGUGGCUACCCCAGACUUCACAUGUGACGGUGCUGAGGAUAACGGUUGUCUUCCUGCAUCUGGUUGUCCUGACGUCUGCACGUGCUCAGACAGCGUGGUGCGAUGCAGCAACAGAGGGCUGCACUCUCUGCCCAAGGGCAUUCCCAAGGACACCACAGAGCUUUACCUGGAGGGUAAUAUGCUGACAUCUGUGCCCAAGGAGCUGGCCGCCCUGAAGCAGCUGUCACUAGUAGACCUGAGCAACAACAGCAUCAGCACACUGGCCCAAUACACCUUCAGCAAUAUGACUCAACUAGCCACACUCAUCCUGAGUUACAACCAGAUUCGCUGCAUCCCGGUUCAUGCCUUCGACGGGCUCAAGUCACUUCGCCUGCUGACUCUCCAUGGUAAUGACCUUUCAACUAUCCCAGAAGGAGCUUUCAACCACCUGACCUCUCUGUCCCACCUGGCUCUUGGUGCCAACCCCUUAUACUGUAACUGUGAGCUGCGCUGGCUCUCACAGUGGGUCAAGGCUGGCUUCAAAGAGCCUGGCAUUGCUCGCUGUACUGGACCUGCUGACAUGGCUGACAGGCUGCUGCUCACCACACCACUUAACAGAUUUCAGUGUAAAGGCCCAGCAGACAUCAGUCUGAUGUCAAAGUGCGCCCCCUGCCUAGCAGCCCCCUGCCAAAACAACGGCACCUGUGUCUCUGAUGCCACUGGAUCCUACCACUGCACCUGUCCAUAUGGAUUCAAGGGUAAAAACUGUGAACUACCCAUCAAUGCUUGUAUUAGUUUCCCUUGUUCUAAUGGAGGAACCUGCCACAUUCAACCACGCCAUGAAGACCACUUCAGCUGUGUGUGUCCACCCGGUUUCGAGGGCCACCGUUGUGAGAUAAACCCAGAUGACUGUGAAGACAAUGACUGUGAGAACAACUCUACAUGCAUCGAUGGAGUCAACAACUAUACCUGCAUUUGUCCACCCAACUACACAGGUGACCUGUGUGAUGAGGUGGUUGACCCUUGCCUCCAUGGUUUCGAUCCCUGUCAGCACGACUCAAAGUGUGUCCAUAUUGGCCGCAGUUACAGGUGCGAGUGUUUACCAGGUUAUGUGGGCCAACACUGUGAGCAGGACUAUAAUGACUGUCUGGAGAAUAAGUGUCAACACGGAGCGGAGUGUGUCGACGCUGUCAACGGCUAUACCUGCGUCUGUAGAGAGGGUUUCAGUGGGCUGUUCUGCGAGAACCCUCCACCAAUGAUUUUGCUGCAAACCAGCCCCUGCGACCAAUCGGACUGCCAGAACGGCGCCCAGUGCCUGGUGGUUACUGGAGAGCCCAUCUGCCGAUGCAUGCCCGGUUUCUACGGCAACAAAUGUGACAAGAUGGCCACCGUUCACUUCCUGGGUCGUGAUGGAUAUGUGGAGCUGCCGGGCACAAAACUCCGUCCAACUGCUCAUAUUUCAUUACAGGUGGCUACAGAUAAAGACAACGGUAUUUUGUUGUAUAAGGAGGACCACGACCCUCUGGCUCUGGAGCUGUACCAGGGACACAUACGACUCAUCUAUGACAUCGCCAACUACCCGCCUACCACUGUGUAUAGCGUGGAGUCGGUGAAUGAUGGGCUUUUCCACACGGUCGAGCUGUUGAUUCAGAACCGUUCACUGAACCUGGUCGUGGAUAAUGGUGCUCCCAAGAGCCUGGGCAAGCUAGCACGCCAGCCCUUCCUUGACCACAGCACCCAACUUUACAUAGGAGGCAUACCAUCUCAGGUAGUGGCCUCAGGUCUACGUCCCAGCCCUGAUCGUUCCCCUCAGGCUUUUAAUGGUUGCAUUCACAAUGUCCGAAUCAAUGGGGAGCCCCAAGACCUGAGUUACAGAGCUGCAGGAAGAGAACGGCCACAAGAGGUUGAGGGCAAGGGUAUUCUUGCAGGGUGCCAUUCCUGUGGUGUGUGCGCACAGGGUGCAUGUAGGGAGGGAGGAGAGACAGGAGUAACAUGUGACUGUCCUCCCGGACGCAGCGGGACCCUAUGUGACCAGAUGACGGCACCAAAUCCCUGUCAGAACAGCAGAUGUGUUCAUGGUCUGUGUGUGCUCAAAGGUCAGUCCUACAGCUGCCAGUGUAAUGAAGGCUACCACGGUCAGUACUGCGAUCGACGGCAGGAGCCUCGGGCCUGCAGGGGGCACCACUGCGGACACGGGCAGUGUCGCAUCUCAGAGCGAGGAGAGCCGGUCUGCCACUGUCAGCCAGGGUACACCGGACCUACCUGUGACGCAGGGCUUACAUGUCAAGGAGAGAUGGUGAGGGAGCAGCUGAAGCACCACCAGGCAAUGAGAACAUGUACAUCCACCAGCAAAAUUCCCCACAUGGAUUGUUCCAGAUCCUGCCAGGCCGCAGCGCCCUCCGGUGUUUGCUGCGGUGUCACUAAGAGCAGAAGGAGGAAGGUGCUUUUCCGUUGCACCGAUGGCACCUCGUACUCUGAAGAGAUGGAAACUGCUCUGGAAUGCGGCUGCUCCAAGUGCCAGUUGUAACAGCACCAGUUUGCUCAUUUGUUUUGCAACACCCACCACCACCAUUUGUGAAUUCCACAUGUCAACGAAGCUGUUGCUCUGAGAUGUUUCCAAGUUAAGGAGCAUCAUCAUUAAGUGAUUUUUUUUUUCCCUCCACAUCAGUUUGACUGAUGCCAAGAGAAACCACAUACAAAAAGUAAAAGCAGGACGUGUGCGUGUUUGUUGACAGAGAGAAAAUAUAUUGUAAGAUAUAAGUGAGAAAAAACAGAACUUAUUUUUAUUAUGAAUUUUUUCUAAAAGAUGAUAGAAGGACUGAUGAGUUUUUUAAUAUGUUGAUUAUAUAAUGUGUUACAUAGUAUGAAAGUGUUAUUUUGUACCUUGUAAGAAGUACAACGCAAAAUAGAUUAACAUUCCUUAAAAGUAUAUGAAUUUAUAUGUAUGUAUAAAUCUAUAUAAAUAUUUACCCUAACCCAAUGAAUUUGAUAUUUUCUGAGUGUAUUUGCAUGAUGUUAAUGUGAGCGCUGAUGUAUGGGAGGCUUUGGACACUGAGAGGUUUGGGCUGAGAGAAAGGAGCUCUGUUGAAUCCACAAAAAAGAAAAGGUAGCAGUCGGUUGUUGCCUUCUCUCUAAAAGGGAACUGUGUGUGCCUAGCUAACCUGCUUCACUAUAUAAGGGACAUCAUCCUCAUUCCUGAGUUCCGUGAGAAAACAUAAAGACGCUUUCCACAGAGAUGAUUUAACAGUUUGUUCUAAUGGUCUGUUAUUCUGUAAUUUGCUGUUGCACACAAGACUUGGAGCCAAGCAGGGUUUGAAAAUCUGAAAGACAUUUGCUGUUCAUUAAUAUUCCCCUAUAAGUCGGGGUUUCCCAUUCAAAUCAACAAUAGUGAAAUCAUGCUGUAAACUCAGCAUCAUGCUGAGUCUGUCUAUAAGAUGCUGAAAUUUAAAAUGGUUUUGAAAAUCACAAGAAGUCGUGUGACAGGAAGCUGUUUUAAUCAAACCUCCUAGUCACAUAAUAAAAAGGUUCUUUUAAAGAGUCAUUUAUUUGUUAGGCUGAAAAGCAGUGUUUCACUCUGGUUGAACAUUUCAACUGUGCAUCAGUGCAGGGUGUAGUCAGUUGUGGUCAGAGGUCUGCUGCACCUGUAAUUAUCCCCAACCCCCUUCUGACUGAGCAGGGAAACGUAAUGCCAAAGUCAACAGUAUUUGCCUUUAAUGGAUAAGUGUGUCAAAAAUGAUUGACUGAAAUUGUUGAUUUAUACAAAUUAAAGUGCCUUGGUGUACCUAUUUUGAGAUUCAGAUAUGAUGCUGCAGUAUUGUCAACGACUGCUACUGAAUGAUUGACCAUUUCGACUGGUUACAGGCAUUAAGUUGUCACAUGGCAGGUGAUACUGUACCUGUAAACAUUGCAUGGGGUUGUUCUUUAAAUAUUCCUUUAUUCCAAUCAUGUGGGCAUGUGUUAAUAUCCCAAAGCAAUUAAAACAAAUUAAUUUGGCCAGAACAAGAGAAGACUUAAUCAUGCCAUAGUCCAUUUGGUAUGCAAUGUUCAGUGUCAAACUGCAGCAUCAGCAAGAGCCCGUUUCUUGUUUUUCCCUCUUACAGUGUUAGUGAAUCAUGCAUCAGUGUGUUAUAUGAUAACAUUGCAUAAUGUAGGCUUGAUUAUUUGGUGGACUAUGUACUGUAAGGUGCUAUGGUAAAAUGAAUAUUUCCAUGGAGCAUGUACUGUCCAUCAAAAACAGACACCUUGAAGUUUAAGAUGAGGUGAACCUCAACAAUGGCAGUAUGGGGUACAAGUUUAAUAAGUGGCUUGGAUUUACUGACCAAAAGACAGAGUGCUCCAGUCUGAUGACAGCAAACCUCCACAUUAAGAUGCUUCUGUAACUUGGUCACAUGAAAGAAUCUGAUCUGGACCAAGGUGCCACAACACAGCUGAAGAAAACAUGGACAGCAGUACAGUUUUUAACUGCCCAUAAAUGACUAACACAAUUAAAAGCAUAGUGAAAGACUAUAAUGUAACUACUACUGUAUUGUUUACUUUAUAUAAUGUUGCUUUGUUUACAAAGGGUGCAAAGUGUUGUCAUACUUUUACAGUUAAUUAUAUUUCUGCUAAUCUGGAUUGGAGACAUCAGUGUUAUUCAUGUCUAUCAAUGUCACAUUUUUCACACCCCCUCCUCCUCCUUCCUGAUUGUUCAUGUCACUUCCUUUUCUUCAACAUUUUUCUUCCCCUCCCUUCUUUUCUCUAUCUUUUUUCACAUCUUUGUCCAUGAUGCCUCUUACAAUUAUUGCUUCCAUUCAUUUUCAUCAUCUCUCCCCCUUUUUUUGUUGUUGUGAUUCUUUGGCUUCACACCCAUAUUUCUGUCAACUCAACCUUAAUCUGUUUCCCGCUUCUCACUGCCCUGUUCAUCACCUCUUUUCUUAAAGGUUUAGUUCUUCAUUGUGAACAGUAUAAAACACCUCACUUAUUAGCUAUUGACAAUAAAAAUAACUGUAAAGUCAGUAAUUUCCAUUUUCCAAGUUCUAGGUUUAAAAACAUGAAUAUGUGA
Molecule: messenger RNA, 7629 nt
Organism: Monopterus albus (swamp eel)
Lineage: Eukaryota; Metazoa; Chordata; Actinopteri; Synbranchiformes; Synbranchidae
Gene: slit3
Product: slit homolog 3 (Drosophila)
Exons: 39
Coding region: 505-5115 (1536 amino acids)
Biological process (GO): axon guidance; negative chemotaxis
Molecular function (GO): calcium ion binding; heparin binding; Roundabout binding
Source: RefSeq, a predicted model, not a curated record